Messenger RNA from Chelonia mydas (Green sea turtle), 5243 nucleotides. RefSeq names its product coagulation factor II, thrombin (gene F2). The record is from RefSeq and is a predicted model, not a curated record. The transcript has 16 exons. The coding region runs from base 3436 to 5112 and encodes 558 amino acids. Gene Ontology annotation, molecular function: calcium ion binding; serine-type endopeptidase activity. Gene Ontology annotation, biological process: blood coagulation; positive regulation of blood coagulation; platelet activation. NCBI's taxonomy places the organism in Eukaryota, Metazoa, Chordata, Testudines, Cheloniidae. Gene Ontology annotation, cellular component: extracellular region.
ACUACGUUGCUCAGAGGUGUGAAAAAUCCAGCGUAGUCAGCGCUAGGUUGACGGGAGAAUUCUCCUGUUGACCUAGCUACCAUCUCUCAGGGAGGUGGAUUACGUACAUUAAUGGGAGAACCCCUCCCAUUGGCAUAGUUAGUGUCUUCACUGAAGAGCUACAGCUGCGCCACUGCAGUGUUUUAAGUGUAGACAAGCUCUAAAUAUCACUAAGCCAGGUCUCUGGCAGCUGCCCCUCUGUUGGAAAUCUAUAGGUAGUGUGUGCUGGGCCUCGUGGAAGGAAAACUCUGGCUAAUAGGGUGAAAACCUCAUUACAGAGGAAAUCCCACUCAGAACUAAUGCAAAAGACAGUGCCACUGCUGUCCUGUCCCCAGACUGCUUAAGGGUUAGAUGAGCACCAUUGCUUUGUAGUGCUCUGUGGUGAAGGCAAGGGUGAGCGCAAACAAGCAGCUAUUGAAUCAAUUGUAACCACCCCUCCUCUCUUUGUUUUGGUUUCAUUCCACAGUUUCACUGCUUUAUUUCAAUUAUUUUUUCCCCUUUCGUCCACUUAGGGUGAUUGUAGCACGAGGCACAGCUGAAGAGAUGCUGAGCCAGUUACCGAGGAGUUUACAAAGUUCUUUUGAUUUAAAGAUUACUCUUUACAAUUAAAUCAAGCAAAGCUCCAUCCCAUUCUCCACUAGAGGCCCAGGCAAGACGCUUCUCCUCCAUAUGGUCUGUGUUUAGCCUUAUAUAAUAAUUCAAGGGCAUGACAGUAGCUGCUCCCUGGGAUUUCCCUCUUGACCUCUUCCCUGCAGGCUCUGCUUCAGCACCUCCUUCGGCACCUACAGUAGUGAAUGGGUCAGCACUGCAUUGCAAAUGGGACACCAAACACUGUCUUCAGUUUCCAUGGACUGAACCUCUUCUGCCCCAGUAAGGGUAGUUUGAACGUGCUGUGCAGUUCCUCUCUUCAUUAAAGGGCUCUGAUCUUGGAGCGGCUCCUUUUCCCUUUGCUACAUAAAGGCUUUGGGUCUCCCUCCCAGUCGCUCAUGGGAGAACCAAGGUCUUGGGGUCUCCCAUGGCUUUACACCAAGAUUUCUACCAGUGAAAGACAGCUAUAAAUGGGUUCUUCCCCAGGGUGAUGUGGCUUCAUUUCAGCUGAGCCAAAGCCAUGCUGAUGAAUCUAGUUUUGAAACUCCUGGCACCUGUGAACAAGGGGUCUUACUUAGCUAGAAAAGGGAUUGCGCAGUCCCAGCCUCAAAUCCAGGAAGAGGCCACGCUUGUGCCCUCACAGAAGGCAAGAGUUCAGCCUUGGACUUGGCUGUUACUGAAUUGUUCCCGCAUCCCUUUGCUGUGAGGUGAACUGAGGGCAAAGAACUUCUGGAAGCCAGUCUUCAUUAGUUGCUGUUAGGUGCUCAUGGCAGGGCAGAGCCUUUUUCAGUAAAGGCAUAUUGGUCGUCACUGGAUCUCUGUGUUUAUUCCCAUCAGUGAUGAUCUUUGCUGUCCAUCCUCCUGCACUGGCUGCACUCAGCGCUAGCAGGUAUAGAGUCUUAGAUAUGAAAAAGUUGUAAUAGGUUUCUUCCAGCCUCAUUCCUGGAGCCAGGGCAGGGACAGAAUAGUCUAGUCUCAUUCUAACUGUCCCCAGUGAUGGGGCUCCUAGCCGUUUCCUGGAGAGAGGAUUCCACAGCUUCAUACGCUUUACUCUCAGGAUAAUUUUUCUUGUAUUUGGACAAUGUUUCUCUCUUUGAAUCCAUCCCAUUCCUUUGUUCUACCCCAUUGGCAUCAUCUCCCUCUCUGACUGGAGCAUGCUCCCUUUCAUGCCCGUUGAUUAAUGUUAUUUAGACCACAUCUACACUACAACACUUUGGUUAUCUCAAUUUACAUCGCCAUAAAGCUGCCACAGAUAGUAUAUUGCUCGUGCAUGUGUGGCUCCUUGCACCUGUGCUGUGUGUACUCACCAGGAGUGCUUGGGGCAAUGCACGGGGCAAUGCACCAUGAGUAGGUAUCCCAGUGUGCAACCUGCCACCAUCCAGCACAGUGUUUCGAGAAGUUUUGGCAAGGCAUGGUGGGGUAGAAACAGGUUGUGCAGGGGUGACUGGGUGCAAGAGAUCAGGUUCCCCGUGUGCAACUGUCUCCAUCCGAUAAUGUCAUCUGUGCCCCAUAAUUUUCACACUUUUGUUAAAAAGCCCACAUACCCAUGCAGUCCUCUCAGUCCACUAUCUCUGACAGAAGCAUGGAGCCUGCACAGCUCUGCACUAUUGUCAUAAACAUUGCAAGCACAGGACGCACUAUCCUCUGGUAUUUGAGGAGCCAUAAGAAGAACCGCAUCAGUGGGGAACAUGACAGCUUCUUGCAGGACAGAUUGCUGUGGGACAAUGAGAACUCAUUCAAGGUUUCUGGUGGUGUUCUCAGAGCAGCUGCAUAUCGUGGAGCACCGCUUCUAGGUUUGAGAAAUGAGCGCUGAUGGGUGGGAUCUGAUCAUAAUGCAAGCUUGGUAUGAUGAGCAGUGGCUGCAGAACUUUUGGAUGUACACGGCCAUAUUCCUGGAUCUGUGCACCAAGCUCACCCAAGCCCUCCAGUGCAGGGAAACAAAAAAAGAGAACUUCACUGACCGUGGAAAAGUAAGUGGCAAUCACACUGUGGAAACUUACAAUGCCAGAUUGCUACCAGUCAGUGGGAAAUCAUUUUGGAGUUGGAAAAUCCACUGCAGGGGCUUUUGUCAUGCAAGUGUGCAGGGCCAUUAAUCAUCUCCUGUUAUCCAGGGCUGUGACUCUCAGCAAUGUGCAAGACAUAGAGGAUGGAUUUGCAGCAAUGGGGUUCCCGAACUGCAGUGGAGGAAUAGAUGGCAUUCAUAUCCCUAUUUUUGCACCUGGCCACUUUGCCACAGAGUAGAUCAGCAGAGAGGGCUACUUUUCUAUGGUUAUGCAAGCAUUGGUGGCUCACGGGGGAUGCUUCACCAACAUGAAUGUUGGCUGCUCAAGGAAGGUGCAUGUUUAAGAACACAGGACUUUUCAGAAAGCUACAACUGGCGAAUUACCAUUGGCAAUGUUGAAGUGCUAUUAGGCUUGGGGAAGACCCUGCUCCCUUGCCUCUUGAAGCCAUACACCAGCCACCUCAACAGCACCAAGGAACUAGCGCCCAAGCAGGCUGCCUGCAGUGAUCACCCUCCAGGCCCAGUGCUGAUGGUGCGAUGCAGGAUCUCAUUUAACAUGUUAUACCGAGUCCUCUUCUUUCUCAUCUGGCUCAGAUUUUCUGCAAGUGUGGAGAGGGACCCCUUAAAGGCCGCAGCAGCUGCAGAUAAAACACACAGAGAGGGACCAAUCCCUGCUCUGAGGAGAUCAAGAUGCAGUGCCCAUCAAGCUCAGAGGAGAGGGCAAGCAUAGGGUUUUCCUUGGGCAGCAGGAAGCACUUUCCCUGCUCAAGCGCCCGCGACGUGCCAACAAGGGAUUCCUGGAAGAGAUGCUCAAAGGCAACCUGGAACGGGAGUGUCUAGAGGAGAUAUGUAGCUAUGAGGAGGCCUUUGAAGCCCUCGAGUCCACUGUUCGCACGAAUGAAUUCUGGAGGAAAUACAGCGUAUGUGAAUCCCAGAGGAACCUCAGGACAGUUCUGGAUGAGUGUCUGACAGGAAACUGUGUCGCAGGCAGCGGGCAGAACUAUCGGGGGACAGUUUCUGUCACCAAGUCGGGGAUUGAAUGUCAGUUCUGGACAAGCAAAUUCCCUCACAUACCUGAGUUUAACACCACCACCCAUCCGAAUGCCAAUCUCACCAAGAAUUACUGCAGGAACCCAGACGACAACCCAAAUGGCCCCUGGUGCUACACUCGAGACCCAGCAGUGCGAUGGGAGGAGUGUGCUGUUCCAGUGUGUGGUCAGGACAAGACCACAGUUCCAUUUAUUCCCCGGGACACUCCACUGGACAAAACACAACAGCCAUGUGAAACGGACAAAGGGCUACAUUAUAGUGGGACUCUUUCUGUCACCGUCUCUGGGGCCAAGUGUUUGCCAUGGGCCUCAGACAAGGCAAAGGAGUUGUCACAUGGAACUACUUUUCUCCCAGAAGUGAAGCUGGUGGAGAAUUAUUGCCGGAAUCCUGAUGGGGAUGAUGAAGGUGUCUGGUGUUAUGUGGAUCAUCCAAAUACCACCUUUGAGUACUGUGACCUGCACUACUGUGCGAGGCCCCUGGAUGAGAUGGAUGCCGUAAUAGCAGGGCGGACCAUUACCCAACAGCACCAAACCUUCUUUGAUGUUAAGACUUUUGGUUCAGGUGAAACAGAUUGUGGCAUCCGUCCCCUGUUUGAGAAGAAAAAGAUUUCUGAUAAGAGUGAGCAGGAGCUGUUGGACUCCUACAUUGGGGGCCGGAUUGUAAAGGGGGAAAAUGCAGAAGUUGGAAGUGCCCCCUGGCAGGUGAUGCUUUUCAGGAAGAGUCCACAGGAGUUGGUGUGUGGUGCCAGCCUCAUCAGCGACCGCUGGAUCCUUACUGCUGCCCACUGCCUCUUUUACCCACCCUGGGACAAGAACUUCACCACAGAUGACAUCUUGGUGCGGAUUGGGAAGCACGAGAGAACAAAGUACGAGCGGCACAUAGAAAAAAUCUCCAUGCUGGAUAAAAUCAUCAUCCAUCCCAAGUACAACUGGAGAGAGAACCUGGACCGAGACAUUGCACUGAUACUCCUGAAGAAACCCAUAGUCUUCAGCGACCGCAUCCACCCUGUCUGCCUGCCCACCAGGGAGCUGGUGCAGAGUCUGAUGCUGACAGGAUUCAAAGGGCGGGUAUCUGGAUGGGGUAAUCUGUAUGAGACCUGGGUCUCUGGCACAGUCGCCCUGCCUUCAGUUCUGCAACAGGUGAACCUCCCCAUAGUCAGCCAGGAUACCUGCAAGGCAUCCACUAAUAUCAGACUCACUGACAACAUGUUCUGUGCUGGGUACAGUCCUGAAGACUCCAAGAGAGGGGAUGCUUGUGAGGGGGACAGUGGGGGCCCUUUUGUCAUGAAGAGCCCAACAGAUAACCGCUGGUAUCAGGUGGGGAUUGUCUCAUGGGGAGAAGGCUGUGAUCGUGAUGAUAAAUACGGAUUUUAUACACAUGUAUUCCGCUUGAAGAAAUGGAUGCUAAAAACCAUCAACAAAUAUGGGCAAUAAAGAAAGCAUCUGUCACAUCUCAACUCUUACAGCUGCUUUAAUUUGUAGCAAUAUGAACACUAAGGAACCUGAAGUAAAAUGGCUAGAAGCAUUCUCUGGCAACAUUGCCAAUAAAAUGGUUAUAGCAAGGA